AUGGUCAUCCACGACAUGAUCUUCAAAAAAUGCCCACAUGUUGCCAAAGAACUGGGUCAGCAAUGGGUUCUGGGGAAUUAUAAAGACCAUGCUUGCUCUGCUUCUAUGGGUCGCGAAAAAGUCUAUCCUCAGCUGGGUCAGGCUUUGAAGCACGAGUCUCCCGUCGGACAGCUUCUCUCAGCCAGCAAGUUGAGCCAAGACGCGUUGGAGCGAUGGCAGGUACGCGAGAAGAACUGCAAGCACCGCCUCUGA
Messenger RNA from Penicillium alfredii, 252 nucleotides. RefSeq lists its product as uncharacterized. The coding region runs from base 1 to 252 and encodes 83 amino acids. The transcript is spliced from 2 exons. The record is from RefSeq and is a predicted model, not a curated record. Lineage: Eukaryota; Fungi; Ascomycota; Eurotiomycetes; Eurotiales; Aspergillaceae.